Molecule: messenger RNA, 2090 nt
Organism: Aplosporella prunicola CBS 121167
Lineage: Eukaryota; Fungi; Ascomycota; Dothideomycetes; Botryosphaeriales; Aplosporellaceae
Exons: 5
Coding region: 323-1645 (440 amino acids)
Biological process (GO): protein phosphorylation; regulation of glucose metabolic process
Cellular component (GO): mitochondrion
Molecular function (GO): pyruvate dehydrogenase (acetyl-transferring) kinase activity
Source: RefSeq, a predicted model, not a curated record
GCAAGCUUCGGCCUGACGGGAGCGACGUCUGGGGAGCGAGGCGCGUUCCUCGGUGGAGGGAAGCUCCAGAAAAAGCAGGCCGAUGACUCCCCUUCCCCCACAAACACCCACCCGACCGGCUCUGAGUCUAUCGCUAGCUUUGCAACUGUCGUCGUCGUCGUCAUCUGCGCAGCCCUCGUCGCUGCGCUGCACCCGGCCAGCUAACCUCGGCCUACCGCCGUAAAUCUAUCCUUACGCCGUCCACAUCCACCGGCGCACGAGACCAUCCACCACGGCGCAUUGAGAACGACGGAGAGGCCGCGCGGCCUGCAUUGCAGUCACCAUGUCGUGGAAGAAGUCGGACAAGCUGAUGGAGACCAUCAAGCACUACUCGCACUUCCCCGCGACCGGCGUCAGUCUGAGGCAGAUGGUGCAGUUUGGCGAGAGGCCAUCGACUGGCACCUUGUUCCGCGCCUCGCAAUUCCUGUCCGAGGAGUUGCCCAUACGGCUUGCGCAUCGCGUGCAGGAACUCCACGACCUCCCCGAUGGCCUCGGCGAAAUGCCUUCGAUUAAGCGGGUUUCGGAUUGGUAUGCCCAGUCGUUCGAGGAACUUACCACUCUCCCUCGGCCGCGGCUCACGACGGAAGUGCGGGAGCGCUUGUUAAAACCUACCAAGCGCCCCAAAGAGUCGAGGAUAUUGAGCCAAACGACUCCAAACCCGAGUAUAACCAAAGGGCAGUACAAAUCGUUACCUCCGACCAUUAGCAACGAAAACGGCAACGGUUUCACCUCAAAGGUUACCUCCGCGAAGCGGUACUACGUCGCCGCUGAUGACGGGGGAGAUUGGCCGAUAGAGCUGGGCCAGUAUAACCAAGAGUUUGCAAGAACCCUGGAGAAAAUCAAGAGGCGGCAUGAUAGCGUAGUGACAACCGUCGCCCAGGGAAUUCUCGAAUACAAGCGGAAACGGCAACGCAUGCAGAUCGAUCACAACAUUCAAGCUUUCCUCGACCGCUUCUACAUGUCACGUAUCGGAAUAAGGAUGCUCAUCGGCCAGCACAUUGCUUUGACGGAUCAGAGACAGCGCUCUGAUCCCAACUAUGUCGGCAUCAUUUGCACCAAGACUAAUGUGCGAGACCUCGCGAUGGAGGCCAUUGAGAAUGCCCGCUUUGUGUGUGAAGACCACUACGGACUGUUUGAAGCGCCCAAGAUUCAACUCAUCUGCGACUCUGACAUCAACUUUAUGUACGUUCCGGGACACUUGUCGCACAUGCUCUUCGAGACAUUGAAGAACUCGCUUCGUGCUGUUGUGGAAAAGCAUGGACAGGACAAAGAAGACUUCCCCGUGACAAAAGUUAUCGUCGCCGAAGGAAAGGAGGACAUUACGAUCAAGAUUUCCGACGAAGGCGGCGGGAUUCCUAGAAGCUCCAUCCCUCUUGUUUGGACCUACAUGUACACGACUGUCGACCAGACGCCGAACCUGGACCCUGAUUUCAACAAAAGCGAUUUCAAGGCGCCAAUGGCCGGCUUCGGGUAUGGCCUGCCCAUCAGUAGGCUUUACGCACGGUACUUUGGCGGCGAUUUGAAGUUGAUCAGCAUGGAAGGCUACGGAACGGACGUCUACCUCCACCUUAAUCGGCUAUCGUCGUCGUCGGAGCCUUUGCAAUGACAAUUGCCAGUCAUGAGGAGCGAAUGGGACAGCAAGCGCAGCAACAAAGCCAUUCUCCAAGGAUUGACGCGAUCCGGACAAUCAAUUAGUGCUAAGAGUCAAGCGCUCACAAUGGCAUCCCGCGCCAUGCGCCUCAAGCUGAACACCUGGGAGGUGAGCGAGAGAAGGCAGGUCGGCGAUGCCGAGAGCAUGGUCAGCGAGAGGUCGAGUAGGAACGCCUGGUGGAGGCACGUUGGAGUCGAAGAUGAUUUUUAAGUUAUUGUUUUCCUUUGGACAUCUACGGAUGUCUGCAAGAUGGAACGUCACGCUUUUGCGCGUGUCGUAGUUGUGCAUAUGGGACCGGCGAGGGUAUGGGUCUGGGUAUUUAGGGACGGCACUGUGAGAAUGUGCUUUGCGCACCGUUAGGUUGACCUUUGAGAAAUUGCGCCGCCAAGUCGAAGCGCCU